UCCCAGCUCUAAUCGAUCAUCGCCUAAGGACAUCGAGAAGAUCAAGCAUUGGAGUUGCCGCGAUGGUUUCCUCCAUGACUUAGACAGCAGAAGUCCAUCACCUAGUCAAACCUUAAUCACGUAUAAUGACACUACUAGAAACGCGGCAGUGUAGCACGAGUAAUUGACCACACGCACAAGAGGAAGACUGAUAUAGCUAUGCCCUCACGAGUCCUUGUCGCCGUCUCGGCGAAGAUCAUGGCGCUGCUCCAAUUCCUCUUCCUCGCUCUCCUCUCGAUCGCCCUCGCCGUUGAUCGAAUGCCGCUGGGAUCGCGCCUGCUCGCCACGGAAUCCCUCAUCUCGACAAAUGGCACGGUCAAGCUCGAGUUUUUCUCGCUUACCAGUGGCAGCAGCAGUGAUCUCUACUUGGGCAUCUCCUUCAACACAAGAACCAGCGAAUUCAUCCCCAUCUGGAUCGCAAAUCGCGAUGACCCGGUGAGUUCCAACGCCUCGCUCCUCCUCACGAGCGAAGGCGAGCUCCAGAUCAUCGAUAGGGGGAGUAUCAUAUGGUCUGGCGCUCCCAGCUCCAGGAACUCGGGAACCACCCAAGCGGUACUCCUGGAUUCGGGCAACUUCGUCCUCACUGACGACUCCUUCGAUCCGAGUGACGAUAACGCGACGUAUCCCUGGCAGAGCUUCGAUCACCCGGCGGAUGCCUGGGUCCCAAGGAUGAAGAUGUUCCUGGGAGACAACCUCACGGCCUGGAAGUCGAGCGUCUCUCCGGCUAGUGGGCGAUUCGUCAUGACCAUGAGAACCUCUACCGAGUUCGUCAUCUCCACCACGAAUGAUACGUCGCGGGAGUACUGGACGUCCGGUGCCUGGAACGGCAGGAUCUUCUCGCUGGUACCGCAGAUGACCGACAACUAUCUCUACACGUUCAUCUUCAACGCCACCAAUCCUCCAUACUUCACUUGGUUCGAGAAGAGCUUCCAGCACUCCAUCUUUCGCCUCGGGCACGAUGGAAGGAUCGAGGUGAAGCAGCUGGAUGGAAACGGAAACUGGUACACCCCCUGGGUCGUCCCGGCUAACAUCUGCGGCGUGACUUCUCUCUGCGGAUCAAACUCGGUUUGCUCGAGCAACUCGAAUCCACCCUGUAGUUGUCCCACCGGAUCGAGCCCGAGCAACGGCACCAACUGGAGAACCGAGGACUGGGCCGAAGGCUGCACCGCUCUCUCGAGCCAAGCACGGAGAAGUUCUUCCAAGAUCUCGGGAGUUGCCGUCGGAGUCGGAGCCGGAGCUGGCGUCUUGCUGCUGCUGCUGGCUGGAGUAGCGGCGUUUGUGAUCGUCAGGAGAAGACGCAAGGCAAAGAGAGUGAGCUCCGGACGUGGCAGCAGUGAUGGUUCCGGCUAUAACUUUGUUAGUGGCGAGCUCGCUCAUUUCACGUUCAAGCAGCUCCAUGCGGCCACCGAUGGCUUCAGGAAGCAGCUCGGCAGCGGAGGCUUUGGAGAAGUCUUCAAAGGCAGCAUCCAAGGCGAGGCCGUGGCUGUCAAGAGGCUGAUGAGGUUCGAUGACAAGCAGUUUCGAGCGGAGGUGAGCACCAUCGGCACCAUCCAGCACAUGAACCUCGUCCGUCUUCGAGGAUUCUGUGCGGAUGGGGCGCUGCAGAGGCUCCUGGUGUAUGAGUUCGUCGAGAGAGGAUCACUGGACAGGAGCCUCUUCAACCGAGAUGCUGAAAAUUCUAUCGUGCUCAGCUGGACCCAAAGGUUCGGAAUUGCUCUCGGGACUGCCAAAGGACUUGCAUAUCUUCACGAGGAGUGUCGAGACCGGAUCAUCCACUGCGAUAUCAAGCCGGAGAACAUUCUCCUGGACGCUGAGAUGAAACCGAAAGUCGGCGACUUUGGCCUGGCCAAGCUUAUGGGACGAGAGUUCAGCCGAGUUGUGACGAGCAUGAGAGGAACCCGCGGCUACCUUGCACCAGAGUGGCUGUCAAACAUGCCCAUCACCCCCAAAGCCGACGUCUACAGCUACGGGAUGACGCUGCUGGAGAUCAUCAGUGGUCGCAGGAACGUGAACGUCCAGAGCAAACAACCUUUCUAUCCAUUCUGGGCUGCUCAGCAAGUUCGCAACGGUGAGUUCGCGAAGUUGCCAGAUGAUCGUCUUGAAGAGUGGGAUGAAGACGAGCUACGCCGGGCUGCCAAGACUGCUCUCUGGUGCGUGCAGGACGACGAGAUCAACCGGCCCAGCAUGAAAACCGUGGUGCAAAUGCUCGAAGGAAGUGCUACUGACUUCCCAGACCCAGUGAUCCCGAGUUCGUUUGAGAUCUGGCUUGAGAUUGAAGAAGAAAGUGGUUGACAUGAGUACCAAAGAAUGGAGAACACUCACAGCGCAUUCUUUCGGGAUACACCUGCCUGUUUUUGUUCGAAAAUGUGAGUUGUCUACUUACUUAUCGUGCUUGGUACUCGCCAGCUAAAUUUUAUUUGAACUCGGCAGCCUGCCUAAUAAGGUCCGGGAAA
Messenger RNA from Selaginella moellendorffii, 2492 nucleotides. RefSeq names its product G-type lectin S-receptor-like serine/threonine-protein kinase SD2-2. Gene Ontology annotation, biological process: protein phosphorylation; recognition of pollen. Bases 199 to 2331 code for a protein of 710 amino acids. NCBI's taxonomy places the organism in Eukaryota, Viridiplantae, Streptophyta, Lycopodiopsida, Selaginellales, Selaginellaceae. The transcript has a single exon. Gene Ontology annotation, molecular function: ATP binding; protein serine/threonine kinase activity. The record is from RefSeq and is a predicted model, not a curated record.